Molecule: messenger RNA, 1776 nt
Organism: Plenodomus lingam JN3
Lineage: Eukaryota; Fungi; Ascomycota; Dothideomycetes; Pleosporales; Leptosphaeriaceae
Source: RefSeq, a predicted model, not a curated record
AUGGGCCCCAAAUCCCUAGGCCCAAGCUCCCUUCAAACGGCCUCUGUCACUAGUGUCUGUCCAAACAUAAAACAACAACAAACAUCCAUCUUGGGAGCAAAACACCCGCACUUUGACCGCAGUUAUCGUACACACGCAUAUUAUUCGUUGCGCACCUGCAUGUUCGCACCGCACAGGGCAUCACUCGACGAGUCACGACCACGAGGAGGCAAUCGGAGCGGCAAACGAGACAGGUGGAAGACGCGUGUCAAGCUAACAAGGAUUGAGGGUUCAGACUCUUACUGCUGCUGUCGUCUGCUGGGCUGGGAGACGCUGAGAGGGGCUUGUGGCGGUCUUGCGUUUGGCUGGCAAAGUGAAGGCAAGCAAGUGAAGCCAGAUGUGAGGGGGGGUAGCCGUGGGCGUGAUAGCUACCGUGGUGAGGCCUGGGGUCGUGGUCCAGGCCGUGGUCCAGGCCGUGGCCAUGAUCCCGAUUGUAGUCCUGGUCGCAACCGCGGUCGGGCCUAUGGAUUUGAUCGUGCUCAGGAUUGGGCUCGUGAUCGUGAGCGUUACCAGGUUCACGAGCGUGGCCCUGGUGAGUCUUAUGAUCGCAGUGAGCGUGAUGGUUUUCGCAGUGAGCGUCGUGGUUAUGGUCGUGUGGACACUCACUAUCAGCAUGAACACAACUUUUACGAAGAGGAGCGUCGUUUCCAUGAUCAAGUUCGUAGGGCCCGCAACGAAUCUGCCCUUCGAGAUCAACAUCGACGCAAUCCAGCGCGGCGCAGCCGAUCCCCAUAUCAGUCUCCAUAUCAGUCCCCAUAUCAGUCUCCAUAUCAGUCUCCAUAUCAGUCCCCGUACCAGUUACAUCAACAGUCGCCGCCUCACCUCCAGCAGCGCCAGAAUCAACGUAUCAUUCAUGCAAACACGGGUGCAGGCGUUGGCCGCAGAGGCGGUUCCGUCACUCACAAUAAUGUGACACCGUGGGCGAGGCGUGUCGAUCGGAUGACGCGUCGAAAUGAGAGAAUUGCGGACAUGGUGGGUGAAGGUCGAGUGAUGGAGCUUGCUUGGAGAGUUAAAGGCAGUCACGUCAAUAGCGGGGCUGGAAGAGUGCAGCGUCGUCUGAUUGACAUGAUUACAGAUGAAAUGUCUGAAGAUGCAGAUGACGAAGAAGGCACAGACGAAGGUGAAGGCGGAGCUAAAGGCAAGGAUGAAGACGAAGAUGAAGAAGACGAUGUCGACAUCAAGUCCGAAUCUGGAUCCAACCAUGUCAACGACAACAACGUCGAAUAUCGGCUCCCACCCUUUCAACCCGAGACCCCCCCUCAACCCCGGACCCAACGCUCCCAGUUUCAUUUCCCUACCCCUCGUCCCCCCUCAUCCCUCAUCAGUCUUCCCGCCACCGGUCCUCCCAUCCGCCUCUUCAACCAACCUAGAUCCCGUAUGCCAGCCUACCAGUACGUCACACCACGUGAGCCAGUCACACCGAGCCCCAACUCGAACAACCGUCGCGCCCCGGUCACUCCAAGUCCCAACUCGAACAACCGUCGUACCCCUGUGACGCCCAGCUCCAACUCCAACAACCAUCGCGCUCCCGUGACGCCCAGCCCCAACUCCAACCAGAGUGGGACUCAGCGUAAGACUCCGAUCCGCGGCACUGGCGGCUCCUUUGAGACAGAUCCCGUCGACAAGAUGGUUACCAACAGGAAGCUGAGGGCUUUCUUCAAAGGACAGAGCAAGCCACGGGUGAGAAUGCCGCCUCCAAUGGAGAGGAUGCAGCUGAAGGACGGGUCGAGGAUGUGA